UCUAAUGUACAUAAGUUAAAGUUCCGGCCGGAGUUCGGAUGUGUGUCUCCGCCUCAGCCAUACCGGCUCUUUGGCGACAACCUCGGGCAUGAUGGUCGUGUCAGUGCGGAGCUGGCUCGCCAACGAGGGAGGAAAACACUUUGUCCUGAUGCUGUGGUUGGGAGCUAACACCUGGCUGUUUGUCAAAACCUUCCUGCUGUACUCCACCGGACAGCAGUAUCACUACCUCUACAAGAUGCUUGGGCUCGGACUGUGCAUCAGCAGAGCCUCUGCGUCUGUGCUCAAUCUGAACUGCAGUUUGGUUCUGUUGCCGAUGUGUCGCUCCCUUCUCACGUUUGUCAGAGGAACACACACGGUAUCAAGCAGAAGAACACGGCGGCUGCUGGACAAAAGCAAGACCUUCCACGUGGCCUGUGGGGUUGCUAUCUGUAUCUUCUCUGUUAUUCACGUUUCUGCCCACCUGGUGAAUGUCGUCAACUUCAGUGGGAGCUACUCGGAAGACUUCCCUGCUCUUAACUUUGCUCGCUACAAAGGAGAGGACCCAAAGCGAAUCAUUCUAACCACUGUUCCAGGAGUCACCGGUGUUCUCUUGGUUCUCAUCCUUUUCUUAAUGUUCACUUCCUCCUCUUACUGCGUACGAAUAUACAACUAUGAGAUUUUCUGGUAUACACACAACCUUUUCAUCGUCUUCUACAUCAUCCUCAUGGUACACAUGGUGGGAGGAGCACUAAAAUAUCAGACCAACAUAGAGGCCCACCCCCCUGGCUGCUUACGAGCCAAUCAGAGUAGCACGGAGCAACAAGGGGAGGAGCUGGAGCAACGUGAGGAAGAGGACCGACCAUGCAGGGAGGAGGCUCACUUCCAGCCCCACUAUCCCCAGACAUGGAUCUGGGUGUCCGGUCCUUUGUGUUUCUACUGUGCGGAGCGUCUGUACCGCUACAUCCGAAGCAGCGAUCCCGUUACCAUAGUGACCGUCAUCAGGCACCCUUGUGAUGUCAUCGAGUUGGGGAUGUUGAAGAAGAACUUUAAAGCUCGUCCUGGGCAGUAUAUUGUUCUCAACUGUCCCAGUGUCUCUUCAUUUGAGAAUCAUCCCUUCACACUAACGGCAUGUCCCACAGAGAGCAAGGAAACUUUUGGCAUCCAUCUCCGGGUUGUGGGAGACUGGACUGAACGUUUCACGCAGCUGUUAUUUCCUGACUUGAGGACAGACUUGGACAUCCUCCCGGUGGUGCAUCAGAGGAGAUACCCCAAGCUGUAUGUGGACGGUCCAUUUGGAAGUCCAUCAGAGGAAGUGUUCAACUACGAUGUCAGCCUUUGUGUCGCCGGUGGAAUAGGAGUGACGCCAUUUGCCUGUGUCCUGCAUGCUCUGCUUGACGGCUGGAAGGGGUUCAGGUUGAAGAGGUUGUAUUUCGUGUGGGUCUGCAGGGAGCUUCAGUCCUUCUACUGGUUUGCUGAGCUGCUGUGCGCCGUACAUCAUAAGUUAUGGCAUGAGAACAGACCUGACUACUUUAACUUGAAGCUUUACGUCACUCGGACAGACAACCUUCAGUGUAUAUCUGAGGAGAAGUACCGGCCACUUGCAUCAAGGCUUUUGGUCGGUCGACCCAGGUGGAAGAUACUUUUAGAUGACAUUGGAAGGACUAACAGGCAUCAGCGAGUGGGUGUUUUUUGCUGUGGACCUAAAGGCAUCUCCAGGACGCUACACAGACUGUGUAACUCUGCACACUUCCAUGGAACCACUUUUGAAUUUAACAAGGAAUCUUUCAGCUGAUUGCAGCAAGGAAAGCAUACAUUUAUUCACGUGUUGGACAAUGGACUAAUGUCAUUGGGAUUACAUGGCUAGAUGAAAUAUAGCCAGUGUUUGCGACUCUAAAAGAGACUAUUUACGGACUACUUGUUAUUCCUGGUGAGAGGAUGUCACAACAGGACAAUGAUCCAGUACACAGCAAUGGGCUGUGGAGGUUCACCAGAAAAUGAGUGAAUUCCACUGGAUACCACUUAUUUGAAGAUGCUCUUCUUUUUGGAAGCUGUCAUUGGAUUUUUGCUCUUCUCUUUUCAUUAUUGACAUUUAUUCCUCAACACCAGUAUUAAUUUUGGGAUAUUUGGGAGUUAAUCUCUUAGUGGAACAGUGUUGACUUUUUUGACAAGAAGAAUAAUAAUCUUUCAUCCUGCUUUUACUUUUUACAUGCAUAUCCACACUGUUUAUGUCAUACCGUAUGUCGGACAAUACAGAAGGAAACUGACUGAAUCGUACCAAACACAUUACACAUGAGUUGUAUGAAUUAUUUAUUUUGUUGAACUGUGUUUUGUAUCAGUUGAUUUACAGUCUUCUGAAAAGAGAGCACUGAAUUUCAUUUUGGUGGCAAUAGCCUCAUCUCUUGAAACAAAAAAUCCUAUAUACAAUUAUGAAAAAAAUACAAAUUUGACAGUUGUUUUUGCACUCGACUUUCAUGAGCUGAGUUCAAAGAUCUAACUUCAAAAAUAUUUUUUAUUUGUCCAAAAGGUCUGUUUCUGUCAAAUACAGUAUUGUUACAAUGCUGUCUAAGUCUGCGUUAGUGAGCACGGGCAACAAUGUAAGGCCACUUUAAAAUGUGCAGUUUUACUGUAUUGGGGGUGUCCAGGUUGGUCAAACUCGAGGCCCAGAUGUGGCCUGCAGUGAUGGUCAUAUAUGGGCAAACAAAGUGUUGAGUUGCUAUUUUUGUUGAAUGCAAUUAUGGUAUGUGCAUAGUUCAUACUUCUUUACAAACUGAAGUACCACAGGCAACAUAAGUUGGAUUGGAUCAGAUUUUAAUGCAGCAACUCAGGCACAUGAGUUAGUGAAAGAUCACAUGCAUCACUAUGAUCCUUUAGCACCAGUGCUACCACCAAGUGUUGGAGCUUCGGUCAGUAUAAUAAAUUAUAUUAUUAAUUAUACAUUGCAUGAUGAAUGAGUGUCUGUAUUCAUCAUCCAAGGUAAUCUAUCUCACUUAUGUAACCUUAUCAGGAAGUCUAUGGAGCUUUAUGAAAGACAUUUGGCAGUGUAGAUAUGUAUGUGUCGUACAGUAACAUGUUUGUUGUGCAUUUUGUGAACUCUUAAAACAUGAGGCACAUUUUCCUGAAUUCCCUGCGCUGAUGAAAUUCUUUCAAAUCAUGAAUUUUAGUGCACCCAACUUGUCAAAUACACAGCAUCCUAUGUGAAAGGUAUUCUUGAUAUACUCUUUACAGCAGAUUCAUUAUGACACAUUUUACCAUGGGUAAAUCUUUGGUAUACACAAAGUACUACAAAGAUGGAGUUUACUUUACAAUCUAGGAGUAUUUCACUUCCACUGUGGUGGAUUAUUAUUAUGUCUGUAAUGAUGUGAACUGAUGCUAGAUUUGAUUUGAUCCAGGAAAAUAUCCCAUUGUUCCUCACAUUCAUGCGUUUGUGUAGCCCUGUGUGUGUUACAGAGUCGUCUGAUAGGAUGCCGAGCCUUCCUCGGAGCUGCUCUGAAGAAGUGGCUGCCGCUCUCCAAAAAUGGACGCUCUCUUCCUCCUCUGGCUCCGUCUCCACUUUUUUCUUGCGGCAAUGACCACCGCUGCAAUGACCACCGUGAUGAGCGCCCCCAGGAUGCCCGCUCCGAGCAACCACUGCCAGAUCUGCUGGGCCUGCUGGAGACGCAAGAGGGCAGUGUGGUCCUAGGAUCCUGAACAUGACCCAAAGCGGGUCUAAAACAUCACCCGAGUGACCCCUACUAUGAGGAAAAUCACAGUCAAAAUACCACCACAGGGGCGCGGGCGGUGCUGGAGCCUAUCCCAGCUGUCUUUUGGGCGAGAGGCGGGGUACACCCUGGACUGGUGGCCAGCCAAUCACAGGGCACAUAUAGACAAACAACCAUUCACACUCACAUUCAUACCUAUGGACAAUUUGGAGUCGCCAAUUAACCUAGCAUGUUUUUGGAAUGUGGGAGGAAACCGGAGUCCCCGGGAGAACAUGCAAACUCCACACAGAGAUGGCCGAGGGUGGAAUUAAACUCUGCUCUCCUAGCUGUGAGGCCUGCAUGCUAACCACUUUUCCGCCAUGCAGCCCACAAAACAACAAUAAAUAAUGUAAAUACAUACGACUGAUGAACAUUUAAGGUUACUUUUACCGUCAUUGAAGAUGUGAGACAAAGACAUAAUGCGACAUCAAGAUCAACGCCGAUACCACAUUAAUGUUUUGCCAUGAGUUAUUUUUCUCUCUCUCAAGUCUCUGCUAUUUUUUUUUAUUACAGCCGUAAAAUGGCCCAAAAUGGAGCCAAAUAAACCAGCAUUUUGAUAAAAAAUUUAACUUUAGCAAGUGACCAUAAUCAUACUAUGUGUAUAAA
Doryrhamphus excisus (bluestripe pipefish) is the source of this 4322-nucleotide messenger RNA. NCBI's taxonomy places the organism in Eukaryota, Metazoa, Chordata, Actinopteri, Syngnathiformes, Syngnathidae. The record is from RefSeq and is a predicted model, not a curated record.